GACUGAAAAAAAUGAAGGAACUGUGCAGCAAUGCGACCGUGGCUUGGUAGAGAGUUGAAAACGCGCAUGCGCCUGCACCUAUAAGUAGUCCUGCCGCCCAGUCGCCACCAGCACACACCAAGAGAUCGAGAAACCAAUCCAGAGUUCAGCCUCCUGAAGCAAGUUUUAUAAUACUCCAGUUAGCUCACAGACCAUGGUCAUGGUCAUGGGUAGUCCGUCCAUGAAGGGUCUUGUUGCUAGCCUUACUACGUUCUCCAUCCUGCGGGUGUGCUUGAUCAUCAGUGCCGCCGCCGGCGGCCCGGCCAAGAUGGUGAGGCUGGUGCCGGCGAUGUACGUGUUCGGGGACUCGACGCUGGACGUGGGCAACAACAACUACUUGCCGGGGCCGAACGUGCCCAGGGCCAACAUGCCCCUCAACGGCGCCGACUUCCCCGGCGGCGCCCGGGCAACGGGGCGGUUCAGCAACGGCUACCACGUCGCCGACUUCACCGCAAUCAAACUGGGACUGAAGGAGAGCCCGCCGGCGUAUCUGUCGCUGGCGCCACGCCCCACCGCCUUGCUCCUCAGCGCUCUCGCCACAGGCGUGAACUAUGCUUCUGCCGGAGCCGGCAUCCUGGACUCCACCAACGCGGGGAACAACAUCCCGCUGUCGAGGCAGGUACGGUACAUGGAGUCGACCAAGGCCGCCAUGGAAGCCAGUGUGGGCAAAGCCGCGACGCGCGUCCUGCUCUCGAGGUCCUUCUUCCUCUUCAACAUCGGCAACAACGACCUCUCCGUGUUCGCGGCCGCGCAGCCAGCGGGCGACGUCGCCACGCUCUACGCCAGCCUCGUCUCCGGCUACUCCGCCGCCAUCACGGACCUGUACGCCAUGGGCGCGAGGAAGUUCGGGAUCAUCAACGUGGGGCUGCUGGGCUGCGUGCCGACAGUGCGGGUGCUGAGCGCGACGGGCGCCUGCAACGACGGGCUCAACCUGCUGUCGGCCGGCUUCAACGACGCGCUCAGGUCCCUCCUGGCCGGCCUCGCCGCCCGGCUGCCGGGCCUCGACUACUCCCUCGCCGACUCCUACAACCUCACGCAAGUCACCUUCGCCAACCCAGCGGCAUCCGGGUACGUGAGCAUAGACAGCGCGUGCUGCGGGAGCGGAAGGCUGGGUGCGGAGAGCGACUGCCUGCCUAACUCCACGACGUGCGCCGACCACGACCGCUUCGUCUUCUGGGACCGGGGCCAUCCCUCGCAGCGGGCCGGAGAGCUGACCGCCGCCGCCUUCUUCGACGGAGCGGCCGGCUUCACCGCGCCCAUCAGCUUCGACCGGCUGGCCCGCAAGGUUUAGCUAGACUGCUCCACACGCGCAUGGAACUAGAGCUGCUGCUGCUGCUGGCAGCUGGCUAGCUUAGCUAGGCUGCUAUUCGUGCACGUCGCGUUCAUCUACUUGUUAUUUACAGAUAAAGCUACAGAGUCUGGUUGAUUGAUUAGUCUCUCGCAACAAAGUCUGAAAGCGAAAUGUGUAAGCACGGUCAGGAAUCUGUUUCCGUUCUUGCGAAGAAACCAAUAAUGAAUGCAGACGCCGGGCAUACAUCUUC
Molecule: messenger RNA, 1580 nt
Organism: Hordeum vulgare subsp. vulgare (domesticated barley)
Lineage: Eukaryota; Viridiplantae; Streptophyta; Magnoliopsida; Poales; Poaceae
Product: GDSL esterase/lipase At5g55050-like
Exons: 5
Coding region: 194-1330 (378 amino acids)
Molecular function (GO): hydrolase activity, acting on ester bonds
Source: RefSeq, a predicted model, not a curated record